Cygnus atratus (black swan) is the source of this 3466-nucleotide messenger RNA. RefSeq names its product broad substrate specificity ATP-binding cassette transporter ABCG2-like. Bases 791 to 2680 code for a protein of 629 amino acids. Gene Ontology annotation, cellular component: plasma membrane. Lineage: Eukaryota; Metazoa; Chordata; Aves; Anseriformes; Anatidae. Gene Ontology annotation, molecular function: ATP hydrolysis activity; ATP binding; ABC-type transporter activity. The transcript has 16 exons. The record is from RefSeq and is a predicted model, not a curated record.
GCCCGGCGGCACCGCCCCGGGACGGGACGGGACGGGACGGGACGGGACGCGGGGCUUCUCCGCUGCCUUUGCCCGGGUCCCGGCGGGGGUUGCGUGACAGCGCCGGGCACUCCCCGCCGCCGCUUUAUAUAACCCGCCGCCCGCACCCGGUUAUAAAACGCCGCCGAGGCAGCGCCGCAGCCAGAGCCGCGUGUCCGCCGCCCGGAGCGCCGCGGCGGCCCGGAGUGGAUGGGAACUGCCCAAAACAACAGCAGCCCUAAAAAUCUUCAUGCAGUGGAGUUUGACCUGUGUAACAAGGACACAAUGGCAGACACAUUUGAUCACAGCAUCAUUUCUGUUGGAGAAGAGGAAGGAGCGGGCAAUUUCCAACGUUCUCUUCCAACACGGGAGUCCCUCCGAUCCCCUCGGGGCUCUGUUGUGAGUUUCCAUAACAUCCAGUACUCCGUUAAGCAGUCCAGUGGAUUCCUGUGUAGACGGAAGACUGUGGAAAAGAAGAUCCUUCAAAAUGUUUAGUAAGUUCCUAACUAAAAUACCGGAGGGUAGGAAUUCAUCUGCUGCUGUGAAUCAGAGACCUGAGUGUCACCUUCCAGAUCCAGCUGUACUGUUGUACAGAGAAAUGACAACCCUCCUGCCAGUCUGCCGUUCAUGUGAGCACUUGCUAAUUUGCCUUAGGCAUAAAAAUUGGGAUAUAACUGGAGCAGUUUCAGUUACUGAUCUAGGCAAAUUAGGACCAAACUUGUGCGAACUCUUCUGCCAGAAGAUCUGAGGGUUCCCUUAACUAUGGUCUGAGAUGUGCUGGGAGGAAAUAAGUAACAGAGGGCAAUUGUUUCUUCUUUUCCAGACCCAGCUCAGCUGUGGCAUUAUGAAGCCAGGCUUGAAUGCUAUCCUGGGGCCAACAGGGAGCGGUAAAUCUUCUCUGCUAGAUGUGCUGGCUGCCAGAAAGGACCCGGCAGGCCUGUCUGGAGAAGUGCUUAUAGAUGGCAUCCCACAGCCUCCAAAUUUCAAGUGCAUCUCAGGAUAUGUCGUGCAGGAUGAUGUUGUCAUGGGCACCAUGACAGUGAGGGAGAACCUGCACUUCUCUGCUGCCCUGCGACUCCCCAGCUCCAUCAGCUUUCAGGAGAAGGAAGAGCGAGUCACGCAGAUAAUCGGCGAGCUGGGAUUAAGCAAGGUGGCUGAUUCUAAGGUAGGAACUGAAUUGAUCCGGGGAGUGUCUGGAGGGGAGCGGAAGAGAACCAACAUUGGGAUGGAGCUCAUCACAGAGCCGCCAGUUCUUUUUCUGGACGAGCCAACGACCGGCCUUGAUGCCAGCACAGCCAAUGCUGUUCUCAUCCUCCUGAAGAAGCUCUCCAGAAGAGGCCGAACCAUCAUAUUUUCCAUCCAUCAGCCCCGCUAUUCCAUAUUCAAGCUGUUUGACAGCCUGACGUUACUAGCCUUGGGGAAGGUGCUGUACCAUGGUCCUGCAAACCAGGCCCUGGACUAUUUUAGUUCUAUUGGAUAUGAAUGUGAACCCUUUAACAACCCAGCUGACUUUUUCCUCGAUAUCAUAAAUGGUGAUUCAACUGCUGUGGCAGCAAACAAGGAAGUUCAUGAACCCGUGGACACAGGAAAAGAGGUGAACAGUGAAAAUGGAGCAGUGGAACAGAAUGCGGUCAGCAGCGUGGUGGAUGUGCUACACCAGAAGUACCUCAACUCCAGCCUGUACCAGAGCACAAAGGAAGCACUGGCAAAAGUGGAGCUGGGAUGGGGAAGCAAUCGUAAAGUAUGCAAGCAGGGGCAUGAGAUUACCUAUGCAAAUGGAUUCCUCACCCAGCUGUACUGGGUUUCCAAGCGUUCCCUGAAAAACCUCAUCAGGAACCCGCAGGCCUCUGUUGCACAGAUUGCAGUGACCGUAAUUCUAGCCUUGGUUGUGGGGGCCAUUUUUUUUGGUGUGAAACUGGAUCAAAGCGGCAUUCAGAAUCGGGUUGGAUCCUUGUUUUUUGUCACCACAAACCAAUGCUUUUCCAGUGUCUCUGCAAUUGAGCUGUUCAUCAGAGAUAAGAAACUAUUUGUUCAUCAGUACACCAGUGGAUAUUACCGUGUGUCUGCCUACUUCCUGGCCUUGAUGAUAGGAGAUCUACUGCCCAUGAGAACUGCUCCAGCCAUCAUAUUCUCAUGCAUCACUUACUGGAUGAUUGGAUACCAAGCUGUUGCAGGCCGAUUCUUCUUCUUCAUGCUGGCCCUGAUACUGGUGUCCUACACUGCCACAGCCAUGUCUCUGGCUAUCAGUGCUGGGAUGGAAGUGGUGGCUGUGGCGAAUCUGCUCAUCACCAUUUGUUUUGUCCUGAUGCUUAUCUUUUCAGGCCUUCUAGUAAACCUCCCUUCUGUAAUGGGCUGGCUGAACUGGCUCAAGUACUUCAGCAUCCCUCGAUAUGGCCUCACAGCUCUUCAAGUGAAUGAGUUUAGGGAUCUCUACUUCUGUGGUGAGAAGAAACCAAAUGUUACAGUGUCUGUGGGAGAUGCAGGUAGUUGUCCUCCAGUUACUUCAGGAGAAAUGUGUUCUGGUGAAGCAUACCUGUGCAGCCAAGGAAUUGCACCUACCGACUGGGCAAUGUGGGAAAACAUAGUAGCUCUCUUCUGCAUGACUGUUAUCUUCCUCAUCAUUGCCUAUGCCAAACUACGGUUUAUGAGAAAGUUCACAUAGAUUCCUGCAUUGCCUUGCUCAGCAACUUCUCAGGUCUUAAAACGGCAAAGCUUGUUAAAGCCUGCUGGAGGUUGCCAAAGAUUUCAACUGACUUUACUGGACUUAAGAUGGAAAUCCUGUCCUACUGUUUCUGGACCAUGAUCUCCAUAUGAUUGUAUGAUUUUGUUUUUUAAGAGGAAAUGUAUUACUGUAAGAUUGCAUAAGGGAUCUUUUUCCUUUUUUUUUUUUUUUUUUUUUUUUUUGUAAGGGAAUAUAUUUCUCAUAAUUCUUAGGUGCUUAUCAAACUGUUUAUUAUAGAGCGUCAUUCUUCCAUGGUUAAAUUGCACAGAAAAUAUACACACGGAAACAUUUUCCUUUGAAAGUGUGAGCUUCUCUACCACAUGGCAUAAAGUAAUGAUGACAUUUAUGCAUUGAUAUAUUGCCCCUUGUUAGUGUCCGUCACACCUGAGGAGAUCCAGAAACCAUUCACAAUGAGUUGGACAUGCAUUCAAGGUUGAAGCCUAUACAGUGAAUGAGCUCUCAGUGCCAGGCAAGAGUUAUACUUCUGGUAGCUCCUCUGUGGAAUAUACUUGCAGAAGCAGCGUUUGCUGAUGGCAUCUAAACAGUGGCAUAAGCCAUAGAACCUAAGAGUGAGAAAUAUGAUAACAGUUGUACUAUAAAAAUGAAUUCUAUAUUACUUAAGAAGGGAUUUUGUUCCCCUUUUUUAAGAAGUGAAUAAAAACCUGUAUGUAUGGUAAACCUUUUUAGCAGGCUUCCUGUUUAGCUGUGCCAACUCUAUAUAGAGAU